Molecule: messenger RNA, 1203 nt
Organism: Penicillium daleae
Lineage: Eukaryota; Fungi; Ascomycota; Eurotiomycetes; Eurotiales; Aspergillaceae
Exons: 1
Coding region: 1-1203 (400 amino acids)
Source: RefSeq, a predicted model, not a curated record
AUGCUCAGCCAGACUCAAAGACCCGCCGCGCGUGUCAUCGGCCGUGUUCGCUUCCCCUCCAAACCUCGAGUCUACAAUGCUCGAUUCCAAUCCUCCUCGUCAGGCUCGACCUCUUCCGGCGCCAACUCCGCACUAAUUGGAGGUGUUGCUGGUGGCGCAUUUGCAGCGGCCGCCGGAUACACCUGGUACUCCUUCUCUGGUGCAAAGACACUGGUCGACACCAACAAGCAAGCCAAGCAAUACCUCGAGCAAGCGAAGCAAAAGAUCUCCGAGGCUGCCCCUGGGCCCAACGAAUCAUACGCCUGGUUCAAAAAGACCGUCACCCGCUACGCUGUGUUCAUCCCCGGAGCUCGCGAGUAUGUCGAUACCGCGUUUAAGGACCUGGAAAAGAUCAAGGAGAAGCAUGACGAGGAAUUCGACAAGAUCAUUCAAGAUGCGUACAAGGAUUUGAGCGAGGUCUCUAAGAAGGGCGGUUUCGACACCAACACGGCGUUCGAAGCAUUCUACGUUCUGCAGAAGCACCUCGAUCGCCUGCUUGACCUGGCCGGUGAUGUUGGCGAGGAUAUCUUGGAUAAUCAUCCCAAGGUGAAGGAGAAGCUCGGCGGUAGCUUUGACCAGCUGAAGCAGAUGGGCGAUGCUUAUGGCCCACAAGCGAAGGAGGAGGUGACCAAGACAUGGAGCCAAAUCACGGAUAUUAUCAAGCGGGGCGCGAGCAUAGACGCUGUCGCAGAGAUCAAGAAAUUGAUUGAUGAGAAGAAGGAGAAGCUUCAGAAGUUGGGUGAGGAGGCCUGGCAGAAGGGACUCGACGAGUCUCGCCAAUUCAUGGAGAAGAACCCCAAGUUGAAGUCCCUCGUUGAGGAGAAUGCCGAUGCGCUUAAGAAGGGCAACUUCCAGGACUUGUGGGGCCUGUUGAAGGACAGUGCUUCUUCCGGCAAGACGGAGGAAGUGGAGAAGUAUGUUAAGGAGAGGGUUGAUCAAGUCAAGAGCGGUGGGUUUGGGGAUUUGGAUAAGUGGUUGAAGGCGAUUCCCGGUGGUUCCAACAUUCUUCCACAACUGCAGACGCUGCAGACUGUCGCCCAGAAGAAGGGAGGGGACGCUGAGAAGGUGCUGAAGGAGACAUUCGAGGAGAUUCAGGAUGUGUUGAAGAAAAGAAAGGAACAGGUCGAGAAGAUCGCCGAAGAAGCAAAGGAAGAGACGAAAUAA